This is a messenger RNA of Parathielavia appendiculata, 852 nucleotides long. Its product is annotated as NAD(P)-binding protein. The transcript is spliced from 2 exons. NCBI's taxonomy places the organism in Eukaryota, Fungi, Ascomycota, Sordariomycetes, Sordariales, Chaetomiaceae. The record is from RefSeq and is a predicted model, not a curated record. The coding region runs from base 1 to 852 and encodes 283 amino acids. Gene Ontology annotation, molecular function: oxidoreductase activity.
AUGGUUGAAGCACAGCUCCACGAUUUCCCAUCCCUCUUCUCCUUGGAAGGCAAGGUUGCCGUCGUAACAGGUGGUUCCCGCGGCCUAGGCCUCAGUGCCGCGUCCGCCCUCCUCCAAGCGGGCGCUUCCAAAGUUUUCAUCUCGUCCCGCAAAGCCGCGGCCUGCGAUGCCGCCUGCAAGGCGCUCAACGCGCUGCCCAACCUGCGGCCCGGCGCUCAGGCCAUCUCGGUGCCGGCCGAUGGCGCCACGCUCGAAGGGGUCAAGCACCUGCUGGCGCAGGUCUCGGCGCAGACGGAUCACGUCGACAUCCUGCUGGCCAACGCGGGCGCGACGUGGGGUGAGAAGUUCGACACGCACCCAGACUCGGCUUUCGCCAAGGUCAUGGACCUCAACGUGCGGGGCGUUUUCAACCUGAUCCGCGAGUUCGCGCCGCUGCUGCAGAAGAGGGCGAGCGUCGAGGACCCGAGCAGGGUGGUCAUCACGUCGAGCGUGGCCGGGUUGGGCGUUGGCACGCUGGGCAAGCAGGGCACGUACGGGUACAGCGCGUCGAAGGCGGCCGUGCUUCACUUGGGGAGGAAUCUCGCCGUGGAAUUGGGCCCGAGGGGAAUUACGGUGAAUAGCAUCUGCCCGGGAUUUUUCCCGAGCAAGAUGAGCAAUGGACUGUUGGACAUGGCUGGCGGUGCGGAGAAGUUGGCCAAGGCGAAUCCAAUGAGGAGGUUGGGGAGAGGGGAGGACAUUGCUGGGGCGGUGGUCUUUCUGACGAGCCGGGCUGGGGCGCAUGUUAAUGGGGCGGCGAUUGAGAUUGACGGCGGCGCGUUGUGGCAGAAGGGUGAGCUACAUCUCAAGUUGUAG